CUUGCUGCUCCAUCAGGUCUCGAUUUCACGAGCCUUGUCUCGACCCUCGACAACACAGCCUCCGAAAUCGUUGCCUACCAGCGAGACUCGACAGUACAGAGAAAAGACCUUGCGUCAAAGACCAAAGAAUUCCGAAAGCUGGAUGAUGCGAGCAAGCUUUCUGAAGUCAAGGGUUUGCUAAAGGCUUACCAGACGUUCAUUGAUCUUCUAACCAACCAUUCGAAAUCUGUCAACUCGGCCUUUUUGCACGCCUAUACCUCCCUAUCCGAAGCUCCCGAUCCGUACCCAUUGCUCGAGGCCUCGGUCGAUUCUAUGCUGGUGUCUGAAGACACCUUACCAAAGCUUAGUCAGGAGAACGAACACCUUCAGAAAACAGUGUCAAGCUUGACUGCCCAGCUCGAAGAGACCGAAACGAGACUGCAAACAGAGCGCGACUUGAGGAAGGGGUUGGAAGAGAACUUGGAGACCAAGGUCAAGGAGGUUGAGGCAUCCUGGACUGCGGUGCUGGAGGAGAAGCAGGACAACUGGGCUGCCAAGGAGAAGGCGUUGGAGGACAAGGUCGAGAACCAGGAUCGUCUUUUGAACGAGAUCAAGGCCAGCUAUGAAGUCAACCAGCGGUUGGGCAAGGGCGAUGGAGAGGAGGGUCAAGGGGGCCAUGUCACGAGCGCAGAGCUGGAGAUGGUGCACUCGGAUUUGGAGCGCACCAGCGCACGGCUUGCCGAGGUUGAGGCUCGCAACGAGCAGAUGAGGCUGGAGCUGGCUCAAGCCAAGUCACAGGUUCCUACACAAGCUGCAAUUUCAUUGGAAGACGACCCCGGGUAUAUGAGGAUGAGAUCAGAGAAUUCAUCACUUAUUCGAAAGCUGGAGGCGGCGCGCGUGGAUAAGGAAGGGCUCAAGCGAGGUCUCGAUACUAAACUGCGCGCUUUGGAGCGUGAAGUUGGCUUACUCAAAGAAGAGCGAGACAGUUUGAAGGCCAAGGUGCAAAAAUGGAGUGAUUAUGACGAAGUAAAGCAAGAGCUGGAAGUGCUGAAGAGCAUCGAGUUUGCCACUGGCGAUGAUGACGAAGUACGAGACAUGUCCACAGACCAGAGCGGCGGACAAGGCAAAGGCACCCUUGAGCAGCUCCUUCUUGCGCGCAACAAGAAGCUGAGCGACGAACUCACCAUUCUCCGAGUGUCACACCAAGACCUUCAAUCCAGGCUCCAAAACCUCCAAGAGGAGCUCUCCCGGACCAAUGCUGAGCUGGAGAAGUCCCAGAACCUCAACGAAAAGCUCGAAAACGAGCUCUCGACCAUCCAAGCCGAGGCACCCAACGCGUUUCCUUCAGGCGCUUCCGUAGCAGGGACCUACGUCAGCCGUUACGCACCUUCAAUGGCGCCAGGCCGAAGACCAGGCGGAGGCAAUGGGCGCACCUCCCCCACCUCCUCCAUCAUCAGCGGGUUCAACCCCGGCGGAGGCGGCUUUGAAGACAGACCCACGGGCGGCAGCAGCGGCGGUGGCAUCCUACCCAUGAUCACGGCCCAGCGUGACCGCUUCAAGAAGCGCAACGCCCAGCUCGAGCAAGAACUAAACGAAACCCACAAAACGGUCUCGCAGCUCCGUCAGGAAAUCGCCGCUCUGCAACGCGACAAUUUGAAUCUUUAUGAGAAAACCCGCUACGUAUCUACUUACAACCGUGCCGGGCCAGCGGUGGGGGCUUUGACGUCGUCGUCAUCGGCCUAUUCCAACCCGAACCCAAGUUCGGUGUCUAUCGGUGGAGGAGGAGGGGGCGCACAAAGCCCGGGGAUAGCGCUGGACCGGUACCGCAAGGCGUACGAGUCUAAUAUCUCUCCGUUUGCGGCGUUUAGGGGGAGGGAGUCGGCGAGGGCGUAUAGGGGGUUGAGUUUCCCCGAGAGGGUGGUGUAUUCGGUCACGAGGAUGGUGCUGGCCACGAGGGCGAGCAGGAAUUUGUUUGCGGUUUAUUGUGUUGUUUUGCAUAUGAUGGUGUUUUAUAGCUUGUUUUGGAUGGGGACGGGGGAUGUGGAUAGGCGGGUUGUUGCGGCGGCGGCGGUGGAGGUUGCGAGGAAUUUGGGGGGUGCGGCGGAGGAUGUUGGGGAUGGAGGAGGAGGGGGGAGUGGAGGGGGGACGGGGAGUUUGUCGGAACAGGGGUUUCAGACCUGA
This is a messenger RNA of Podospora anserina S mat+, 2160 nucleotides long. RefSeq lists its product as uncharacterized. Gene Ontology annotation, cellular component: Golgi membrane. Gene Ontology annotation, biological process: intra-Golgi vesicle-mediated transport. The transcript is spliced from 2 exons. NCBI's taxonomy places the organism in Eukaryota, Fungi, Ascomycota, Sordariomycetes, Sordariales, Podosporaceae. The annotation marks the transcript as partial. The record is from RefSeq and is a predicted model, not a curated record.